Molecule: messenger RNA, 782 nt
Organism: Megalops cyprinoides (Indo-Pacific tarpon)
Lineage: Eukaryota; Metazoa; Chordata; Actinopteri; Elopiformes; Megalopidae
Gene: atraid
Product: all-trans retinoic acid-induced differentiation factor
Exons: 7
Coding region: 20-712 (230 amino acids)
Biological process (GO): positive regulation of osteoblast differentiation
Cellular component (GO): intracellular membrane-bounded organelle
Source: RefSeq, a predicted model, not a curated record
GGCUGUGUCAAAACUGAAAAUGACAGCUGGACCUGUACGGACGUUUACUGCUGUUGUGUUACUGGUCAUCGUUGUCUGUUUUGAUGCGGGUUUCCUACAGACUGCAUUCCAGGUGUGUCGUGUGUGUGACGGCACCUUGCGGAACGGAACAGCGGUGGGGGAUUUCUGCGCAGCGAGGUCAGGGCAGAUCGACGGCCGCUGUUGCCUCGGAACGCAGGCGCAGGUCGCCGACUCCAUCAUAGGAUUAGACCUGUCAAAUUGUUCCCUAAAACAAGUUGAUGACCUACAUGAAGCAACAACAGCCCAAAUGAUAGAUCUUUCAGCCAACCCAAUUUUUAACCUGAAUGACACACUCUUUCAAGGCUUCACACAGCUGCAGUACCUGUUGUUGCCAGUAAAGCUGGAUUGCCCAGGGGGCAAUGCAUCCUGGGAAAAAGUGGAGACUAGAGGGAAUGUUUGCCUGUGUGAAGAACAGAGGAAUUCUUGCUAUCAAACGGGGAAUAUAUCCUGGGACUGUCCUGAGAACUCCCUCUGCACUCCAAAUGGACCGAGCUUUUUCCAGUGUAGCUGUAUAGAUAAUCACCAUGGAUACAAGUGUCUCAGGGAGGGCGAGUUUCCAAUGAUUGAAGCCCUGGGGAUCUUGGGAGCAGCCACGGUCCUGGUGUCCACCCUGCUUUGGGUUACGCAGCGACGGAAGGCCAAGUCCAUCUGAGUCCCCUGCUCAGGGAGUCAGAGCAUCAGGACAGCCUGCACCCAGCUCCAUCAUAACGCUCCCCCAGCUC